AUGCAAUAAGAGAAAGGAAGAGUUUAUUAUGGAAGAUUUGUCCAAAAGGAGAAAUUAAGUUAAGGUAUAAUUAUGGUUGAUAAAAAGGAUCUUUUGGAGUUGUUUAUAUUUGUCAUGAUAAAGUUACAAGAGAUUAUGUUGCCAUCAAAGUUGAAAAAGAAAACAGUGAUGUAAUGAGUUUGGAGAGAGAAAUAUAAAUUAUUGAAGAGUUAAGAGGGAUUGUUGGUAACUAUUUAUUGUUAAUCUUAAGGAGUUCCAAAACUAUUUUGGUACGGAAAUGAAUAUAAUUCAAAUUGUAUGGCUAUGCAAUUACUUGGAAAAGACUUAUCACAUUUUUUAAAAAGAUAUAAAAAACUGUCAUUAAAAACCAUUUGUAACUUGGCAGAACAAUUACUAACAAUCAUAGAAGAAGUUCAUAAAAGGUAUAAUUAUUCCAUUAUAAAAGAGGUGUUAUACAUAGAGACAUUAAACCUGAAAAUAUAUUAAUGGGAAGAGGAACUGAUUCUCAAUAAGUCUAUUUAGUUGAUUAUGGUAUAUCUAAAAAAUACCGUAAUAAUGGUUAGCAUAUGUAAAUAAAACUCAUUGAUAUUUUAGACAAUUUUAAGAAAACAAGCCAUUUAUGGGAACAACACGUUACGCUAGUAUUUCAGCUCAUAAAGGUUAUGAAUUAUCAAGAAGAGAUGAUUUAGAAAGUCUUGGAUAUGUGUUCAUAUACUUAUUAAAAGGUAUCUCUUUGAAUUCAUUCUAGGAAAUUUACCCUGGUAAAAUAUUACAUCCUCCUCAGACAGAGAAAAAACAAGGUUAGUUGGCAAAUUGAAGAUGGAAUUAGAAAUGAAAGAGCUGUGUAAAGGACUUCCAACAGAAUUUUAAAGAUACAUGGAUUAUGUAUAGAAAUUGAAAUUCGCAGCUUCCCCAGAUUACAAAUACUUAUUUAGUUUAUUCUAAAAAAUAGCCUAAUAAAAUGGAAUCAAUUUUGAUAGAAAAUUUGAUUGGAAUGAUAAUUAAACUAGCUCUACUAAAUCUUCUGAUUAAGCUUAACAAUCUUUUAAUGAUAUUGAUGUUUCAAAUUUAUAAGGGGAUUAUCUUAAAGUACCUGAUAUAAAAAAAAGUGAAAAAAGGAAAUCUUUUUAAACCAUAGAAUAAUAUAGUUCUUAAUAAUCAUCUGUUGUCUUAAAUUAUGUGCCUUCAGUUGUAUCUAAAAUAAAUAGUAGACUAAAAGACAGUCAUUAUUAAAGAUCUCGACAAAAUUCAAAAAAGUCUCUAUCUAGAGAAUCUUCAUUAAUUCGAAAACCCCUUGGUCAAAGAUUAUAAGGUUAGAUAUUUUUUAAUGGUGAAUUCAGAGAUUUGGAAGAUAGAGAAAAGAGUAAUAAUGAUAUUUUAAAAAAUUAAAAAUAAAAUAAGUUCAAUAAAGUAAGCAAUUUUGAUGACUUUGAUGAUUUUGAUGAACAGUUAAAUGAUGAGGUUGGAAUCUAAACAAGUCUAAAAAAGGUAGGUGUUAUACAAGUUCACUUUAAAGAACACCUAUCGAAGUAAUGAAAAUUUUGUAUUUUAUUAUUUCAAAUACUAUGAAAUUCUAUAUUUGUAAAAGUCAAAAUGAUUGUCUGUUGUUUAAAAAUAAUUUUCUCUUCUUUAUUUUUGUUUCAAAAUAGAAAUAGUUUAAAAGCAAUUGAAUUUAAAUACAUAUAUAAUAUUGAAGAUUAGCUGUUAAAAUUUAGUUUGUCUAAGAAUUAUUUAAUAUUANGCAGAACAAUUACUAACAAUCAUAGAAGAAGUUCAUAAAAGGUAUAAUUAUUCCAUUAUAAAAGAGGUGUUAUACAUAGAGACAUUAAACCUGAAAAUAUAUUAAUGGGAAGAGGAACUGAUUCUCAAUAAGUCUAUUUAGUUGAUUAUGGUAUAUCUAAAAAAUACCGUAAUAAUGGUUAGCAUAUGUAAAUAAAACUCAUUGAUAUUUUAGACAAUUUUAAGAAAACAAGCCAUUUAUGGGAACAACACGUUACGCUAGUAUUUCAGCUCAUAAAGGUUAUGAAUUAUCAAGAAGAGAUGAUUUAGAAAGUCUUGGAUAUGUGUUCAUAUACUUAUUAAAAGGUAUCUCUUUGAAUUCAUUCUAGGAAAUUUACCCUGGUAAAAUAUUACAUCCUCCUCAGACAGAGAAAAAACAAGGUUAGUUGGCAAAUUGAAGAUGGAAUUAGAAAUGAAAGAGCUGUGUAAAGGACUUCCAACAGAAUUUUAAAGAUACAUGGAUUAUGUAUAGAAAUUGAAAUUCGCAGCUUCCCCAGAUUACAAAUACUUAUUUAGUUUAUUCUAAAAAAUAGCCUAAUAAAAUGGAAUCAAUUUUGAUAGAAAAUUUGAUUGGAAUGAUAAUUAAACUAGCUCUACUAAAUCUUCUGAUUAAGCUUAACAAUCUUUUAAUGAUAUUGAUGUUUCAAAUUUAUAAGGGGAUUAUCUUAAAGUACCUGAUAUAAAAAAAAGUGAAAAAAGGAAAUCUUUUUAAACCAUAGAAUAAUAUAGUUCUUAAUAAUCAUCUGUUGUCUUAAAUUAUGUGCCUUCAGUUGUAUCUAAAAUAAAUAGUAGACUAAAAGACAGUCAUUAUUAAAGAUCUCGACAAAAUUCAAAAAAGUCUCUAUCUAGAGAAUCUUCAUUAAUUCGAAAACCCCUUGGUCAAAGAUUAUAAGGUUAGAUAUUUUUUAAUGGUGAAUUCAGAGAUUUGGAAGAUAGAGAAAAGAGUAAUAAUGAUAUUUUAAAAAAUUAAAAAUAAAAUAAGUUCAAUAAAGUAAGCAAUUUUGAUGACUUUGAUGAUUUUGAUGAACAGUUAAAUGAUGAGGUUGGAAUCUAAACAAGUCUAAAAAAGGUAGGUGUUAUACAAGUUCACUUUAAAGAACACCUAUCGAAGUAAUGA
Molecule: messenger RNA, 2896 nt
Organism: Paramecium octaurelia
Lineage: Eukaryota; Ciliophora; Oligohymenophorea; Peniculida; Parameciidae
Source: the annotation of a GenBank genome assembly